AGUAGUAGAGCAGCGUGCCGAUCAGCAGGCUCCACCACCGCUGGGGAACAACCGCCUUUUGUGUUCCCCCCGCUGCAGUGGGGGGAGUGCAUUUACCGUCGCGCCCAAGGGGGGGGAGAAGCCAAGAAGUAUCCUCCAAUCAGCCGUCAGUGAUUCCUCUCAUCUUGUGCUGGUGCUGAUGGUGAUUUAUCACUGGCCUGAGCCGGGCGCUGCACUCUUGCUCACUCUACACUAACCACCUGGAAUACUCAGCAUGGUUUUUAUUUCUUUUUCUCCUGCACAAAGACUCUCCUGUGGAUAUUUCAGGGAAAAAAUGACCAGAGGACAAAAGGAGAAUUAAAAUGGACUAACUGACUGCUGCUGAACAUGAAAUGCCUUUUUUUUUUCCUCUGCUGCAGACUGAAGAUGGACUAACUUUUACAAGUGCAUAGAGGAAGAUCUGCUUUACCUCUUUUUAGACAAAUCUAGCACUUCUGGAGCCACUUGAUAACAAGAAGGGGAUAAUGAUGGCAGACUAACCAUGUAGGAGUGAGACACGGGCAGAUAGAGGUGUGUGUUAAGGUGGGGGUGAAGCACACCUGCCUGCUGAGCACGUCUGACACCUCGAUUAGCGCCCGCUCUCUAGAGUUUAGUCUUUUCCCAACUUCCCCCCUGCGUGCUUGUGUGCAGGUGUAAAUCUACAAGUGUGUGUGUGUCUGUGUGUUACAAGCCAGAGUUUGGAAUUGCACCAUCUCUGGGAGGAUACAGGUGUAGCAGAGGCUUUGAAUGGGGAUUAGCAGCUCUAACAGCUUGUCACUGGCAGCACACAGGGCGAUGGACCUUUUAGACAAGACUCUGUGCCUGUAGUUCUCACUGGGGGGUUUAAGAUAAAGGUUUAGCGAGGAUGAAAUGACUCAAAGGAGGAAAAAGGGGACAAGGAGAAAGGUAUUUGAUAGAUAUUUGUUAGCUUUCUCUUGAUCUUAGACUUUUAUAUCUAUGACUGGGGCUAUUUAUAGACACUGGACAAAGACAAUUAGUAUAUUAGCACAUGUGGGGGUGUAAAGGCGAGCUGUGAGGAAGUUAAUUCUCAGUUUGGGUUACAAAAACACCCAAAUAGGUCACAUUUCUUGAUGUUUUUUGGUUAACUUUUUGUGAUAACCAUCUUUGAUCCAAUCGGCACACUAUCCAAUCGGUCCAUUAGGUUGGUUUGGUAUUGAUUUUUCCGCCGUUAGGAUAGAAUCAUGUCUGAUCCCUGCUUAAGAGGUCACUAAUUUAAUUAUAAUCCGUCAUUCGCCUUCAACCUUGAGCAGUCAGAUUGAGAGUGCUGAGUCUGCUCUAAACCGACAGGAUCAAUAGUUGAAUACUUGUCAUGAUAUCUGACAACACAUCGGCCAAUCUGAUGUAGUCGUCUAACAGUUUUGAGGUGUUUUGUUUGCACAUCCUGAGAGGUUUUAAAGGAAAUCAUUCAUUUUACUGUAAAUUUGGCAGCUUUUUUGUGUGUAUAUUUCGCUGCAUAUGCAUGUGUACAUCUUUUAUGAGCUUAUCUUAGCUGCACAGCAAGAGCUUCUUUGAUCCCAGCUAAUGGUGUAGUGGGCAACACCUUGCACCAAAUCAGGAAAUACCCUUUUAACAAUGCAUUGAUUCUGAAGUGCACGUCUACAGCGGCGGGGAAGCGAGUCCUGACAGCGCUCUCGGGAGGAAAAGUUAUCUCUGCAGACACACUCAGCAGCAAUCCUGGAAGGCAGAGUAAGUGUGAAGCUCAGUGUGGGAGAGAGGAAAGCGGGAGGAGAAACAGGCGGCCGGGCAAGUUCUUUGAAAGCAGCAUUUGUUUGUGUCUACUUUGUUCAAAGAGCAUCGCUGAAAGAGAGAGACGUUUGGAGGUUUUUAGCGCUGUGAGUGGACAAAACUCGGGAACAGCGUUGGGGAGUUCAGGCUGAGUCUUCUACCUGCAGUUUCAAGCAUUAAAGCACAAAACAAAAGCAGCGAGGAACACCUAAACAACCAAACACCAUGAGCACAGACCAGCAGGACUCUUAACGAAACCUUUUCUCAAGAUGCAAGACCGCCGUAAAACCAGAAGAUAAUGAGCACAUGAACAGUAAAAAUCAAGAUUAUUGCCUGCAAUGGGAACAGAGACAAACACAUGGUCCUGCAGCUGUGAAACUACCUGCACAUUUAAGUCCCCCCUGGAUUAUGAGACUUGAAACUAGGACGAGAAGAAGAGAGCUGACACACCCUAACAAGCUGCGAGUCCAUCCCCUGCACGGAUGUGUUACUCUGAGGAGGAGUAGUGUAGUAUACUCCAGCCCUGUGGAUGAGGGUGGGGCUCUCCUCACACUGCCACAGACAAAGACCCCGAUAAAGAGACGACUAGAGUGAAAAGUGCUUAUCAGGGGCAGUUGUUUGGACCUGCACAGUCCAGCACCGUGUCAAAAAGUCACGAUGGGGUGCAACAUGUGUGUGGUUCAAAAGCCUGAGGAGCAAUACAGGGUCAUGUUCCAGGUGAGCCUUCUCUCCUCCCUCCACUUUCUUUUCUUCCUUUUUUCUCGAGUAAAUCCUUUCUUUUUGUUUCCUCUCUAAGUUUUCAUUGUUAUCGUCUUUGACAAGCUCUUUCUUACUGUGACUUUGUGUGAGAGUUGUGAUGCUUCUCUUUGCAGCAACAGGCAGACGUACCCAGGAGGUUUUCAUGUUUGCAAACUCACUUCAUCUCAAACCAUUUCCACAACAAAAACCUUAAAAAUCAGUUUUGAAUAGGUUACAAAUGCAUGUAGUUAUUCACACACUUGUUUUUGAGUGGAUAGAGCAGAAAACUGGGAGAAUGAGUGGGGAGUGACAUGCAGGUGAGGGGCAGCAGGAUGGCGUUGAGUCUGGGCAGCCUUUUUGAGGAUAGCAGCCCCUGUACAUGGCAGCAAGAUAAAACUACAAUGCCACAGUGUCUUGGGAAGUUAAAAUUAAGCAAAACCAUCAUACCGGCUAUAAUUAAUAUCUAAAAAACAUGGCUGUAGUAUUUUUGACUUCACCCUUUGGUUUCCAGACGCCACACUGGAAACACAAAUUCAACCAAACUCUUGAUUGACACAUUAGGCAAUGAGGUGGAGCUACAAACAGCUACAAUGCGCCCACAUAUCAGUCAAGUCAGUCACACCUCUGGUUAUUCCCAAGAUCCAUAAUUCAUAACCUUAAUAUCCUCAAAACGUAUGAGUUCUCAAAAUAGACAAAAACAUACACACACAACGAACCAACAAAGAAACAGGGGAAGACAGGAACCAUAUAUACUCAGGGAAACGAGCAACGAGAGGCAGGUGAGACGCUGAGACACAGGUGCAGACAAUUACAGACAGACUAUAUGUACAAGGAUGGACGACUACAAAAUAAAACAGGAAACACUAAAAACUGAUAUAAAGAAUAAAACACUGAGAACAUGAGGGAAAUGGGGUUGAACACAAACUAAAAGCUCACAAGACAAGAUCACAGGAACAAAUGGGAACAGAAACACCAGGAAAAACACACAGAAAUACACUCAAAUAACAAAACCAGUGAAAAACUAAAUUAACGGACCACAUCAUGACACAGUUCAGUUCUGGGGUUCUUGGCACUUUUGCAUUGGCUUCAUUUUCCAACACUGAAAUUAGCCCUUUGACUAUGCCAAGGUCCUGAAAGAUAUUAUGUUAAAGAUGUUGCUUCCAAGUGCAGAUUUAUGAGCAGUUAAAAAAAAGCAGAUGACUGAUUUGGCUGCAUAUUUAGUGAAUUUUAAAGCUUAAAUAAAGAUAAAUAUUUUCUGUAUGGACUGUAAUCCAAUAUACCACCAUUAAGGCAAUUCAAAGGUACUAAUCUAUACAUAAACAUUUACAUAUUUACUAUGGAUUACUGCUCAGCUAAUGUAAACUUUCAUUACUAACUUCCUCCUGGAUAAAGUGCACAAUGACACCAUUUCUAAAGCACCCCAAACAUCAUCUUCCCACAUCCAACUAAACACUCAAACACCUUUAUUUUAGCACUAGGUCCUUUAACUUUUACCAACCAUUUAAUUAGUCAGCCUCUGAGUAAAUCAUGUGAUUAAACCAUGACAGUGAUGUUUCAUCAAUGAAUGAAGUUAAUUAGUUGAGUCAAAGCAGCGGACGCAUAAAACACGACUGAUAAGUUUAAUAGGUACUUCUCAGAUCAUGAAUCACGUCUCACUUUUUCAGACUUGGCAUGUAUGCAUGAGCUCGGAAAAGCAAGUGUAAAACACUCUGUACCUCUCAAGCCAGGAUAUUAAUGGCUUUAUUAAAUAAGCCAUUCAGUGAUACUAAUUCAGAUAAUUAUGAUAAUGAGUUGUCACUGUGAUUAUGAUGAUAAUGAUCAGAGCGGGGCUCAGUUACAUAAUAUAGAGCGAGAACGUUGAGGAAGUGAAGUGGUGCAGAGCUUCAGAGGCAGCAGUUUGGUUGGCUUGUUAAAGCCUGGCUAAAGUGUUAUGAGAGAGAGAAGGGUUGCCACGGUUACAGCCUCAGUACCACCUGCCAACUGGGAGCACAGACCGAUUGUGAGUAAGCUCAUCUGGCCAUGUGGCGCCUGAGGAAGCUCCUGCUCGCUCGGUGACUCGAUGAUGCAUGCGGUGACCAAAAUAAAAGUCACACGCUUACUAAGCAUGAGGAGCGCUCAGCACUCAUGGGAAUGCAGAGCAACACUUUCAGUAUCUGUGGCACCAGGAGCCUCAGAUGAGUCUCUGAAGCAUGCUGGAGUCCGGUGUUUGAGCCUGUGAACUGGGCUUCAUCUGGUGCCAAAACAUGAGCGACAGUGUCCAAAACCACAGGGAGGGUUGACAUGACAGCGCCCCAAGAGUGAAGCCAAAACUCACUAGAGGAAAUGCAGUCUUUAGCCUUUCAGCAUUGGCCUCAUUUUUCAAGACUGGAAGUUUCUGCCUUGUUUUUUGCGGCUGUAAAUGGGGUCUGACACCAAGAUUGAUAGCUCUAUUGACGAGUGCUGCUUUGAUGGUGCUGAAGGGAAACUUAAAGGGAUAUUCCGGCAUAAAAUUAAGUUAGGGUCAAACACACCGUAACACCGAGUUAGACACCCCGUCAAAGAUGAAUGUUGCCGACCGCUUGCUUCUCUAGUUAUACCAACUUAUUAACGACCACACAACAGCAAUACUCAGCGGUCUGAGGUGCCAUAAACAAACCUCAACCAAAAAGCCACUCUAUAGCCACAAAUAAUGCUCAGAACAGCACCUAACUUCAUCAACAGUACAUAUAGGGUCCCAGCCAUAGUACAUCUUUUUAACUUUGCCUGAUUUCUUUAGCAAAGAGAUUAAACACAACUCACCCACACUCUUCCAGCAGCUGCUUGUUUGAAGCGAGACCUUGGGCCAGACCAUUACGGACUACAGCGGGGUGACGCAGCUCAAGGAAGAACAUUUAUGAUCAUUUCUUCAUGGAAAUACAAUCAGACCGAGAUGCUAAGGCAGAAGAACUACCGCGUCUGCAGUGCAAAAUGAUUAAUAUGGUGAUUAUUACUUCAAGGAAAUGAUAGAAAAAUGAUCAGAAAUGUUCUUCCUUGAGCUGCGUCACCCCGCUGCAGUCCGUAACAAACAAGUGGCUGCUGGAAGAGAGUGUGUGAGUUGUGUUUAGUCUCUUUGCUAAAGAAAUUAGGCAAAGUUAAAGAGAUGUUUGGUGGCUAGGACCCUAUAUUUACUGAUGACAAAGUUAGGUGCUGUUCUGAGUAUUAUUUGUGGCUAUAGAGUGUUUUUUUGGUUGAGGUUGUUUGUGGCUCCUCAGACCGCUGUGUAUUACUAUCCUGCAGUCGUUACUAAAGUUUGUAUAACUAGAGAAGGAAGCAGUCGGCAACAGUCAUCUCUCGAGGGGGUGUCUAACUCGGUGUUACGGUGCGUUUGACCCUAAAUUAAUUUUAUGCUGGAAUAUCCCUUUAACCAACUCUUCCAUAAGAGUCCCUGAACUUAAUCUGAUCCCUCAUGUGCAGAUCACCAGCACAAGACAAACUAUCCAUUGUGCAUCUUACAGUAGGGCCCGGACAGAAGCCUGACAAGGAUUUUAGAAGGAACUAUGAUUAGGAAACUGGAAAAAAAUAAAAUAAAUCAAGAGAGAAAGAAGGACCUUUUUUUCAGUCCAUCUUUUUCUGCCUGUAGACACCAAAAGUAAUUGAUUCGAGCCAUCCACAGAGCAGGGGUGAAUUGAAAAAGGCUUGAGUGAUUUCACAAUUCCCCAGGGUGGAAAAACCUAAAGAAAACAGGAGCGAGGUGAUGUCUGUGCAGUCAGGUGAUCAUAAAACACAGAGCAGGGCUGCUGCGUGCUGAAAUCAAUGACCUGAUCUAACCAGGACUGGCAGUAAUGACACUCUAACACAUGCAGGUCAACCUCUUCAAACAUGGAAAUCAAAUAAAUUCAACUGAUCUUGCAACUGUGAGGUCAAAGUUUGCGCCCCAAGGAUCUGUCGUCCAUGAAACACUUUCAAGGCCUUCAUGUGGCUCACAGGCGGGCGUGGCUGUGAGUAAAAUACAGUCUGUUGAAUGAUUCGGCGCACACAGAGGAGUUGUCAUGUUAUAUGCAAAGCUACAGCGUGAACGGUGGUUAGGUGGAGGCUAGAGCAUGUACUUUGGGGUGGUGAAGCAGCAAGUCUGCAUAUAUUCUGGUCUGGUAAGCCUGAAAAUUCAGCACAGAGGAGCAUGAGACACGAGUGAGAAGAAACGCAGAUGGAGCUCUGAAUCAGAGCCACAGGAUUUGGCUUUGAGAGGAAGACGAGCACAUUGAACAGAGAAUAUUCAGUUGUUGAAACCUGGAAGUCUCAGCCUGAGCUGGUGUCUGUUUCGCUGCAGAAGAACAAUAAUAUAUUCAUUUCUAAUGUGUCUCCUAUGCAAAAAUGCAGUCCGAAGAGAGAAGACAUGAUAAAAUAAGACGCAACUUUAUGAAUCUGAAGGAAAUUUUUAUGUAGGCCCAAAUUACAGCAAGUCAACUAUGUGUGGCUUUAUAGUCGACUUAUAUACUGUAAAAUUUAAAUAUAUAAAGAAGGUUUAAAGAAGGUAAAAGUAACAGAAGAAAGAUGAAGUUUUGACAUUGUCAGUAAUACUAACAGUAAAGGUCAUUACACACCGGGACCGACACAAAUAUACGACACGAAAUAACGAAACAUUCUGAGGCGAAUUUUGAUGCGCCUGACUAUACACAUCAAGCGCAAUGCGAUUUUGCGACUUUGCGACAACGCGUCCCGGGUUGAAGCGAGAAGACUGACACAACAGCAGACUGACUGUUUUUCAGUUCUGAUUAGACUCUAGUGUUGAGAUGUCUGUCUGUCAUGAUAGCAUGUACUGAGUUGAGGCCAGUACCAGAUAAGCACAUUAAACUAUAAUCCAUAAACGUAAGGUAACAGCCGAGACCUAAUGGUGCUGUGACAGCAACGAGAUUGAGUUUGCUGUACAGGUUAGCUUAUGAGCAAAAGUUACUUAGCACAGAUGAAAGUUUAAACAAAGAUGUUUAUCAAACUGUUAAAGCACACAAACCAUCCUUCAGGUCGUUAUCUUUGUAAUAUUUGUGUUUUUUUAUCAAAAAUCACUCUGUUCUCCGAAACGUAAACAAUCAGCUGGUCGGCUAUGUUGGAUAUACCGGUGAAUCAGACGUCGCAACAACAUGCAAUCUGAUUGGUCAGAAGAGGACACACAGUAUGCAAAAAAAAUAAAUGCUGCAAUAUCGCAGGACUGGAAAACAUCGCCAAUGUGAACGCUUGUAUUGACAGGAUACAGGUUCGAAAAAAAAUACUGACAUCCAAAAUAAUCGCACGAAAAAAACACUCCCGGUGUGAAGGGAGCUUUAGACUGAGAGGUGGUAAAACCUUAAAUAGCACCAUAGAAGAAAGUGAGAUAUCAUACGACAGACUGACUGUCUACAAUAAUAAUUGAAAGGUGUAUUAGGCAUGAUGUUUAUAUGCAGUUUGGAUCAGUGAUUCUUAAAUGAUUAAAUAACAGAAUAUUUUGUCAUGAAAGGAAAGGCAGAGUAAGCCUCGACACCCGAUCCCUUAUCAGUCUGUUUGAUUUCCGAAUAUUUUAAGUUUUUCAAUAACUUCUGUUCUUUUUUUAUUUUCUAGUGGGGAGAAAUUGUAAUUGAUGAUAAAAAAUAUACCUAAACUACUUCAAUUUUUAAAAGUAGUUGUAUAGAUGAAUUAAAUGUCAGUAUUUCCCAAUAAUGUGGUAAAGCUGAUUUGAAUAAAAAUGCAAAUUCAACAGAUAUGCUUUCAACAUAGUCUCAAAGAUUAAGAGGGCUUCUCAGGGUAAGAUGAUCUGUAUGUAAACGGAAAAGCAACUACAGGUUACAUGCUGUUUAUUUCAACAUGAGAGUUAAUCCCAGUUAUUACAUAUAAUGAUCACAAAACACCCAAGUCUUGCUGUGCAGAUGGCUGAUUAAUCCACAGAACAUGCCAGCAGAAAGAUGGAGGUACACUGUGUCCAAUCAUUAAAAAACCAUCAUAAAAGAGGAAACAUAAUUACAUUUCUGUGCACAUUUCAUGGUUUUUCGCUUUGGUGGUUUAUGGCUUUGGGGCUGUUUUUCUUCAACUAAAGAUGUUUAAUCACACCCUCAAAUUAGACGCACCCUACUGAGCCACUGGUUUUACACAAUGAAUACAGUUUUAAACAGCUUGCAGUCAGUACCCAGUCUGGAAAGUCAGGCUGUUAAAUUUGACUUUGUUAAAACACUUGGCUCACACCAAAGGAAGGAAAGUCAUGCAUUAUAUAUCGAGCCAUUGCUGCACAUACCCUGCAUGCUGGUGGUUGGUACACACCCAUUGGCAUGUGUCUGAUCAAUUGUGCCUCCUUCAGACCCAAGAACGAAGGAUUAGGUUGAUGAAUAACAGACUCUGUAAUCAGCUUUUAAUCACAUUAACCUUUAAAAAGGUGGUAAAUGUAGAUUUUACAGACAUUUGAAAGAGUACCUGACCCACGCAGUCAGAAGCACAGACACAUACGGCAAACCUCUGCCCCCCCUGAGUCCCUCAGCCACUCCCUUCUUCUUUCUCUCCCUGUCACUGUAAAUGCAGGAGACUGUUUCCAUGGCAACCAGCGUCACUAAACAAAGUAAAUGUGCUCCUGCUCGGUGACACCAAGAAACACGCUGACGGAUAGAAAAGGCAAAGAGACGACGAUCGAUACAUACAAAUGACCGGCUAAUGAUGACAGAACGAGAGUGACAGACACAGAAACCUACACGUGAUCAAACACACCGAGGUUUUAGAGAAUAAAAAAAAUCCCAGAUAGAAAACUGUGAGGGCUCAGCAGACACUACAGCCACAAAACACAGCUGUACUGGUAUUAUAUUGUGUCACAUUUACAGUAAAUACAGUGUUUAUUUGUAGAGAAGUAGAGUGCAUUUAAAGAAUAUUUCCUCUUUUUGAGCUGAAUUAUCUUCUUCUGGCAUCCUGGUAUUUCAUGUUUACAUAUUGUAUUUUAAGUAAUUUUCUCAUUUCUUUAGCUUAAAUUAGGCUUAAGUUGAAAUUUUGUGUUUUUCUUGUUCUAUAAAAACACAUUUGGUUUCAACUUUGCAUGUAAAGUGCCAUACGACUAAAGCAACUAUUAUUACAGUCAAUCUUAUGUAAUUGCAACUGUGUUUGUUUACAUUUCUAAAAAAAUGUCUUUUGGUUCUCUUAGACCAGCUAUGGAGACCUCAAAGAGUUAGGGCCUGUGUCCACUUACUGCAUUAUUUACUCUGGAGACUUCACAGAGAUAGGGCCUGUGUCCACUAACUGCAUUAUUUACACCGGUAGCACCUAUUGUCUUUACAGGACUAAUGAAAUUCAACAUUGUCAGCACUAUUUUCCCAAGACAGACAUCACUCUCACUGUCAGCAGUUUUUGUUGAUGCACUUUCAUUUGAAUGUAGCGCAACAUUGCAAAGCCCCUGCGUACCUUAAUGUGAAUUAUCUGUUGCUGGCUAAUCAAAAUCAAAAGAGGGCGGAGCUUCUGAUAUCAAUCUAAUCGACAACAAUGGAAGAGAUUUAUAUUGGAUGAGAAACUAACCGCAUUUACUUUACUCAUGAGUGCAGUUCUGAGGACUAGAGCUGCUGCUAAUGCUGCAAUACUUCUUAAUUGAUUGCCAUGCAUUUCUUUAUAUGCUUUCUUUAAAUAAUUAAUUGAAAAAAAUAAAUAUAUUGUAUACAGAAGGGUUUUAAUUGGACUGAACCGUCAGAGCUAUAAAAGCAGAAGUGUGAUGGAAUUUUUUUCACAGCCUGUUUGCAGGUGAGUGCGCUCUGAAAAAGAGGCUAUAGGUACUUCAGCUCAUAAAUUGCUGUCAGUGGACACAGGCCCUUAGCGUCCUAAAAAUCUGCCUGCUUUCAGCUACAAUUUAUUGUGAUAAAAUCGUUUUUUAAAAGACUUUUCAUGUUAACACAUUGUUUAUCAAUUCUGCUUAAUGAUAGGUAUUAUACAUACUUUGACUUUCAUGGAAAACUAAAACCUUUCAAUGUUUAUUAAGAAGAGGACUAAUCUGAUUGGCUCCUAUCUUCUUUUACUAUGUAAAAAAACGAUUGUACUAAUUAAUUAGAUGGGAUAAUUAUUCCCUUUGUGCUCAUUGGAUUUUUUAAUUAAUGUCAGGGAUGCACUGGUUCUCCUUGGUUGAAGAGCAGCUAUAGAGGACAUUAUAUAUGUGUGUUUUCGUGUAUGGUGAGGUCCUUUCCCUUGCAGACCUCUCAGGCAUGGAGACGAGCGCUCUCAUUAAAUAAGACAGGAGUGACAGUAAAAGAGAGGGCGAGGGGAUUUAUAGUAAGGUCCUAGAGGCUUUGACAUGCUGCUUUUUUACAGACCUAUUCGCGCUCCUCCACCAACCCCGAUAAAAACACAUCUACCAAUAAUUCAUCCUUUGUCCGAACAGAUGAAUGCAUCGACAAAAGACAUAUUUAUAGACUCCAUACUCCCUCUGAGGCUUGUUAGCUACAUUGCUGUCCUUCUGAAGAAUACUUCAGCUUUUGAAAUCAAUACCGUCUCACGGAUCAGUUUAUAAUACAGUCGGCCCGACUCUCCCCUGCUUGUCUAUUUAAAUUAACUCUCUGAUAUCAAACAUCAGGGGUUAGAGCCAGAGCAGGUCAACUCUGUCUGCAGAUUAAUUGAUUUUUCUGAAGUGAUGACUGCUUCUAGCUUUUCAAAGCAUGGGAGAUGAGAAAAAUCAAUUACCGAACAAGUGGAAUUCAGAGUGUUUGGGGGGAUGGAUGCGAGAGGUUUUGCAUAAGAAGCGCAGAAAAUAGAGAGAAAUACGAAAAUUGGAGAGGAAAAUACUCCCCGCAAGAAUAUAAAAAAGAUGAAUAUCAUGAUUGUUUGUGUAUUUUUCCACUCACUGAAGGGUGUGUGUGCGUGUGUGUAUUAUUAAUUAAGCCGUCACCUUAAGAUUUUUUCCCCCAUCUCAGCCUAUUAGCACAGGAGAUUCAUUUGCUCUUUAAGGGGCUUUCAGAUAAAAACUAAUUAUUCAUCAACCACUUAGGGAUUUCCCAUGAGCCUUCAUUGUGCAUGUUUUCGCGUACAAGUCCUAAACCCGGCGCAACACAUGUUCGCUCUCUAUUUACAUUCACUUCCUUCAAAGCUUGUUUUCUGCAUCUCUCUUUCAUCCCCUCUCCUCAUCUCCUUCCCUCCUUGCUCCCUGUGCACUACCCCAGUGUCUCUCCUCCUUUGCUUUCUCUCUCUCUCUCUACACUUUGAACUCUUUACAUCUCUUUCAUCUCUCACCCCCAUCCCCACCCUCAGCUCCUCGGCUGCAGAAACCACCGUCUCCCGCCCCCUACUGCGACUAGUUUUCUGAAUUUCAAUAACACAAAUAUACUAGUAAGGGUGGAGCGAGUGUGCGCGCCCAUGACUUCAUUAUUUUUGUUUUGUUGCCGAUAAAAAAGUAGCUGCACUUAAUGACCUACUAACCCAGAGAUAAUAGAAAACAGCACAGUUUAAGAGUUUAAUGGAUUCUCUGUCAAAUCGAAGCUGAAAAGCGGCCCAACACACAACAACUAUUACCCCUGCAUUAAGACAUCUUCAAAGCAAUCCCAGCACCUCUCAUUGAUAAUGAAUGAGAAACCCCCAGCCUCUCUGCUCUCUCAGUAUUCAUACCUGUCACUCAUGGCCGCAGAGCUGCUCCCUAAUAGCCUCUUUCUCUGACCGUGGAGACAAAUAGUGUUUCCUGUCCAACAACAAGAGAAAAAAACACACUUUAAUGAAAGAUAUUAAAGGUGUUGUGCAUGUCCAAGAUGUAAACACAGGGUUUAUUUUUAUCGUCGCUAAUAAGCCGUGUGGAGAGGAAGCAUCUUAUUUUUCUCCAGGUGAGGAAUCUCAUUAAGAAGGACAGCUAAGAUUUAUGGAGGAACAUUAGAGAGAGGAAGGACAAACACACAAGGAGAAGAGCCAGCUGAAAAAGACAGAGGAGAGCGGUGUGAGGAGUCAUCUCGAGGGAAGCGACAGAGCAGACAGAACUGCUGAGGCUGCAUGGAGAGAGAAAAGCUGAGGAAACAGGAGAAGGAAGGAGCAGAGAAUGGAAACACAACGACAGAAAAGGGGGGAAAAAAAUCGUGUUGGUGGUGGAACGAGGGAACCAGAUCAAGCAGGGGGCGAAAAACGGCGAGAAAGUUUUCUUGCUUGGCUGCACAAGGGAACAUUGAUUUGACAUGCAAUUACUGGAAAGGGGGACGAGAGGAGCGAGUGGGAGUGGGAGAAUGAAGCGAGAGGGUAAAGAUGUGGAGAGUCACAGACAGCCAAGGUCAGUGACUGUGUAACAUGAAUGAGACUCUACCAAGGCUGUCUGCUUCAGUAAACGCCUGUUACUAUCACUCACACAUGAGAAGCAGCAUAUCCUUGUCUGCCUUCUGCAACAAAUCAAGAGGGUCUAUGAUUUCUGAAAACUAUACUCUUAUUAAAGUGACUGAAUCAUCCACCUUUCUUCAUCUAUCCACUGACUUACUCUCUCAAUAAAGGCACAAAAACCUAAUCUGGAAGACUAACCUGCUGAACGAGCUGCUGGUUCAGGAUUUAGUCAAAGUCAUUCGGAUCCAUCCUCUGGGGAACGUGAAUAUCUUUGCUAAACUCUGUCUGUCUGAUGUUUGAGGAAAGUCUUGCCUAAAGCAGUUGACCGACCAUCCGCUUAUAUCCACGGUGAUAGCAGGACUAAAACCGGCGAACGCAGAAAUAAUCUUUAUCCCUUUGGUUUGUGAGAAGUUCUGCCCGACCUAACCUGGAUUAUUUUGGUUCAGUUACUCCGAUGUCAAAUCCCCGCGCUGCUUUCAUUCCUCUUCAGAUACAUUUUCAAUUAAUCUGAAUUAUUAAUGGCUCCUUUCUUUCUUUCUCUCCUUCUUGCUGUGAGAAGCAGAAAUCGUGGGUGUGACGCCAAAUCAUUUGGCAUAUCAAAGUAGGUGGAUGAAGGAAAAUUAAGAUUCAGAAAGAGACUAAAAGAGACCAAAAAAACACAGAAAAAAACUAAAAGACUAAACUUGAAACAACAAAAACUUACUUUAAGGGGAAAAAAAUCAAACAAAAAACCAACAGAAGAGUAGGGACUCACAGAUCGAGUGUCAGGCAGACAUACAGACACAAUGAACCAACAAGGACAGAGGGGAAGACAGGGACUAUAUACACACUCUGGUUAACGAGCAACAGGUGAGGCAGACACAGGUGCAACUCGUUAGUGAUUAACGAAGGAGGGAAAACUAGGGAAGUAAAACCAGACUAGAAACACAGGGAAUCAACUACUACAAAAUAAAACAGGAAACUGAAAACUAAUCUAAAGAAUAAAACACAUAAAACAUGAGGUAAACAGAGUCAAACACAAACUGAAAAAUACACUUAAAUAACAAAACUAGGGAAAAACUAACCAUACCAUGACUCAUAUAUUGAAUAUGUGUUUCUUGUUGAACUACCUCUACUUGUGUCUUUUAUUAACUUGAAGCCUUUGCCACUUUGUACCAGUUCUCCGGCUGUAAUUUCCUCCUAACUCCACUUUCUUUCCUUCUCUUUCCACAGAAGGGUCAGAUAGGCAACAUGUUGUGCUCUUUUGACGCAGACGGUCGAUUAAAGGUCUCAGUAUACAGCUUUCUGCUCUGCUGCUUGGUGUGAUGUGCUGUCCGAACCUUUUAGAUUAAAACCUGUUUUUUUUUCCCCUUGUCUCUCUGUCCCUGUAGAAACCCUACAAACAGUCAGAUACACUUCUAAGUGUGCUGAAGUGCAGCUUUUCUGUUGACUAACAUAGCUUAAGUCUUUGUUUUAGGUGUGUGUAGAUGUAGUUCCCCCUCUUUUCCUUAUGUUUUUGUCAAUUAACCCUGAUGUUGAACGCUCUGCCCUUUUUCCUCUGUUACAUGUGAACCCCCAAACACACCUCUUUGCACCUUCACUCCUCUUAAACCUCCUUUUCCUCCCCCGUUAUCUAAUCUUCACCGUCUUCAUUUUCCAGGUGAAUGGAAAGGACCUGUCCCGUCUUUCUCAGGAUCCCACCCUAGACAUACGGGACCCUGUGCUGUCCAGCAUACUGCGGCGUGGGGCCCGCAGACGUGCAGGCCUAGCAGGAGCCCCUGGAGCGCCGGUGCCGUUGACCAUGGGCAUGGCGGACUGUGUAGACAGCUGCACCCAAACAGACAUCAGCUUCCAGCAUAUGUUGACUCUGGGAAAGAGCAGCCAGCAUCCCUGCGGAGCGCCGCCCCCGCCCGACCCUCCGCCGUCCCCUCCUCUCCCACCGCUGCUGGAGCCGUACCUCUUCAAUGAACUGUGAGUGGGGAAAGUGUAAUCAGCCAACUGGCCGACCAGAACUCAUCCACCAUCUUGGAUCUUGUCCACGCCAUUCAGCUCAAACAUUUGUGGUUUUUGAAGCUUUCCAAACUUUCUGAAUGUUCUCAUUCUCAGCUUCACAGAGCCCGUCUAUUAUGACCCCACCGACUACUUUGAUAUCACCCAGCAUGAAGUGGACAGGCAGGAUGAGCUGGAGUAUGAGGUGAGGGUUUAUAAGCUGCUUUUAGUCCGUUUCAGACAGCCUUCCCACUGUUCUUUGUCCUUAACUCGAGCUUUUUACUGUUUCUGCUGUAGGAGGUGGAGCUGUACAAGUCUCGUCAGCAGGAUAAACUCGGGCUGACAGUGUGUUACAGAACAGACGAUGAAGAGGAUCUGGGGAUAUAUGUGGGAGAGGUAGAGACACUGUAAUGAAAAAGAUUUAAGAUCACACUUUCACACUUUGAGACACAUCAGCAAUCUACCUCUGUCCUUUUCUUCAGGUAAAUCCAAACAGCAUCGCUGCCAUUGACGGACGAAUCCGCAAGGGAGACAGAAUACUACAGGUACAGGUUUCUUUAUGGCAACAGUUGAAGCAAUGAAGCAGGAGAUAGAAACCCAAACUGCCCCUCGCAAACAAGACAAAUAGACUCCAGAUUUGAGCGAACAAACUAAUUUUCCUCCUCUCACUGUUGGUAAAAAUAAAAGCUUUUAGCAUGAGGUCCCUAAGUGCUUUAAUAGAGUUUGUUGGUUUGUAUUUUAUAUUAACAUCUCCCUCAAUACAGGGCUUCUCAAACCAGCUGUAUAUCACCCCAACAGCCCACUCAUCGCUCAGAUCCAGCUCACUUCUUUUUUCCUAUUUUCUGCAGAAAUAAACUAGUUUAGUCAACAAGUUGUAACUGAGUUUGUCUUCUUCAGUUUGGAAGCACUCCUCUCUGCUUCGAAUUAGAAACAUUUCAGUCUAUAUCAGCCUCAUCUUUAUGUGUGGGAGCACAUGAGAGCUGAGAGGAGACCUUAGAUGUCAGGCAUCAUACCGAUUAAGAGAUAAAAACGCUGUUUACUGCAGAGCGAGCAGCUUUUAAACUAGAGUUUUCUCAUAUUUAUGAUUUUUAUUUUUACUUUGAUUUUUGCAAACUAACCCCUAAGCCAAGUUCUUCAUAUAUGAGUAAUAUUUGCUGAUAGUGCACCCUGCAGCCUUUGAGUAUCCUCCCAAGAAAUGUGGAGACUUUCACGGUUUGACUCCUCGAGAAAAAUCAUUUCCUGGAACCGGUAAUUUGAUUAAAUGUGGCCUCGGUGUAAAGGUUCUUCUAUUACCUGACAUUUACCGGUUUUAUUCUCCUUUUUCUCUGUCAGAUAAAUGGAGUGGACAUCCAGGACAGGGAGGAGGCGGUUGCUAUUCUCACCCGAGAGGACAGCACUAAUGUCUCCCUGCUCCUCGCACGGCCCGAGAUAGAGGUGAGGAAAUUAGAUAUUCACUCAUUAGGGAGCUCUUAGUCUGAAUACUGACCUAAAAAUGACUUUUUCUCCUCCUUUACUUAGAGAAAAAAUAGUUAAGUUACUGGGUAUGUGAAGAAGAGAGCUUAGUGUGGGUGUUUAAGCGCAAGAUUAAGAGGGAGGCGAGUCAGAGGUGUUUUGUUUAAGGAGGCAGAAAAGGAGAAAGAUGCAAAAACAUGAUGAGCGCAGAGAUAACACGCAGGGAGAGGCAAAGACAAAUCGCACUCCUGCUCUUGUGUUAAUGCGGCCACGCUUUGUUCGCCUCAAGGUCACUUUUCCAGCAGAUAUGAGGACAUUGUUAUGCCCCUCAAUAACACUGCUGACAGUCUACAACAAUAAAAAAACAUACAACUUAACAUAUGCUGCCCCGUUCGUAUUCAUUUUACUGCAUGCUAUUGUGAAAAUGAGCUGCAGAUGGAGGCAGAAUUUGUGAGGAUACAAAAAUCUGUAUGCUGGCUGCAUUUGCACAGAGAGAGAGCUAAAGGGCAGAUUUAAAAGGCACUCAUUAAAACGGUCUAAGUCAAACACACACACACACACAAAUAGCCUCUCCUCUGUUUCAAUACGUCCUUGUAUUUCAGAGAGAUGAUCACGAGCACUACCUGUGAGAGGCUGACAAGGUUUAUAUUGCAAAGGCAGCGGGUAACAUUGAAAUUCAAGUGAGAGAGGUGAAGACAGAGACUCAUCUGAGGGAAAUGCACAAGCAGAGAUUAAAGCUUGAUCUGUUGUCUUAGGGGAGACGGAGGAGAGAGAGAGAGAGAGCUGGAGGGAUUGAAGAAGAAUAUGAAUGACGAUGAAGAUAAUCAAUACGCGGUCUCAGAGUCCGCUCACAGUUUACGUUCAAAUCAAACCAAUUAGCUCAAGAUCAACCGAGCCCCAGUAGCGAGUUUCUGACUAAUUCAAGUUCAAGUAUUUAUACAAGCAGGAUCAACUUUUGAGGAGAUGGAGCUCAAAACAGCCGGGUUGUUAUUGAAAAGUGAGUUUUACUGCUCUGGAUAAAGGUUAUAAAAACCUCACGUAUCAAAACAUGUCUGUCAAAAUUCAAUCAAAGUCAUGAGAGGAAAAGUCAAAACAGAAUCUAGAUGCAGUUGCAGAGUAAAAUGUGACACAGCACUGCUGCCAUCUAGUGACAGAGAGAAGAACUACAUUUAUUUAUGCUCUGCACUCACGUUAAAACUGUUAUAAUAGGAUUUUUAUAUCAAUAAUGAAUGGAUGUGUAAAGUUUAAUGAGAACUCGCAGUGAUUGCCAAAUAAUUCAAAGGUUCCUGUUAAACUCUAAGACAGUUUUAUAGCACCGAACCCCAACUAAAGGAUAUUACAUGGAGUCUGCAAAUAAAGACGUCCCAAACUGACCCCCCUGACAUAACAGAGUGAGACAAACACCCUCCACUAGGGAUGCACCGAGCCGAUAUUUGGAUCGGAUAUCAGCUCUGAUAUUGAAAAAUUAACUGGAUCGGAUAUCUGACGAAUGGCGCCAAUCCAGCGUUCCAAUUUGUUGAGAAAUAAUAUUGAGUAAAUUUCUAUCUGUGUUAAUUUGUUACCUAUUUUUUUUAACACAGCUAAUGUCAAGCCUGAUGCCUUCACUCACAGGGAAAGUCAUACCGUUUAUUAAUCCAACAGUAGUAUUGGAUCGGUAUCGGAUUGGAUAAGAAAAUAAUGGAUCGGUGCAUCUCUACCCUACACUACCUCGAGGUGGUUAGACGUCGCUUACAGCUGCGUGAAAGCACUGACCAGCCAAUCCAACAACAGACUCAAGUGAAGCAAAAACCGCCAGAAAUCUCAAUAUUAUCACCUAAAAAGGCCAGAAUCUGAAAACUCAUUAUCUCAUGUUUGGAUUGUAGCCCCAAGUGGACAUAGAAUAUUUAACAAGCAGACACACAGGAGAUGUCUGUGUACGUCUGUGUGCAUCAUACUGGCUGAGAUACUUACCUGCUCUGCAGAAAAUUGGCCCCCGCCUGUGCUAAUGUUGCUGAAUUUCUUGAGCGUCUUUCUUUUGAGAAACUGAUGCUGCUCUGAAUCUGUCAGAAUCAGCUCAGAAGAUAAGGAUGCUUUGUUUAAAUGCUGAAACACAACGAAAAGUCAAAUCACAAAGAAGUUAACAUCAAUCUGUGUUUUUGUCUCUCCUUUCAUGAACUUCGCUUCUCCACCACAAUCCCGUCGAUUAAAUCCAACCCCCUGUGUCCUACACCCAUUCACACAUCAGAAUGAAAACCAACUGGACCAGGAUGAGCUGGACGUGGAGCCGCUUGAUAAUGCGGCUCACCUGCCCAGCAGCCACAGAGUGAGGAACAACACCUCCAUCCUGGGAGCAGGACCCAGCAGUGUCUCAAGUGGGGGUGUGUUGUGUAGUCACAGUCGCUCACUGAGCAGAGACUCACCUGAUUUGCUUCAGACGGUUCUCAGUAACAGUCAGGAGCUGGACAGCGGGGUGGGCCGAACUGAUGAAAGCACACGGUAUGAGGAGUCUUCAGAGCAUGACCUCCUGGGAGAUGACCACACCAGCGCCCCCAACACAAACGCCACCAACACGCCAGGAAGCAUGCGCAAGUUUCUGUCCAGCAGAGGGGACACCCCGCCUUUGCUGCACUCCCAGGACCUCCAGUUCAGCACCGACUCCCUCUUAGGGCUGGACUGUGUUAAUGGAGGAGGGCUGGAACAGGUGGAGCGGGCCUACAUGGCAGACCCCAUGAGGAUGAUGAUGCCCGGCCUGACAGAGGAGGAGUGUGAGAGGUACAAAGAGCUCCUUGAAAUCAAGUGUUACUAUGAGAAGAACUGUAAUGGUCUGCUGCAACAUGGAGGUCAGGGAUUGGUUCAGGAUCAGGGAGGAGUCUCCCUGGAUGUGAAUAGGAACGAGAGUCUGACACAGCACGAGAUGGCUCUUCUGGAGGAGGAGCUGCGCCACUUGGAGUUCAAGUGUCGCAACAUCUUGAGGGCACAGAAGAUGCAGCAGCUGAGGGAACGAUGUCUGAAGGCUUGGCCUCUGGAGGAGAAGAAUGGAGCGAGUUCAGGGGUCAGUGUCGGAGCUGGGCGCUUGGAGAUGAACGGUUCUUUGGUCAGCGAGGAGUCCUGUCACCACGCUCUGUCUGAUAUCAAUGAGCUCCCAGAGAGGGAGCGCUCAGACAAGGACAGCACCAGUGCCUACAACACUGGAGGGGAGAGCUGCAGGAGCACCCCUCUUGUUAAUGAACUGUACCCUUCACACUCUACACAGAGCCUGGAGAGAGGAGGAGGUGGAGAUAUGCAGCUUUCAACCUCCUCUAGACAAAGAGAGAGAGGAACCAGGGCUGAAAGAGGGGGCGAGGUACAAGCAAACCUCAACCAACCCUACACUUCACACUCUCACAAGAGAGGAACCGAAUCAAAGACAUCCAGCCCCGGAGCGAAGGCAAGGUCCUUGACCCGGGAUGCAGGAACAAGGAGGGGCUCAGAUGGAGGAGUGAGGCGCAACCCAAAAGCCAACGGGACAGUUGAAAGAAGCGGCAGUGCAGAUAACAGCCCGUACCUAUCCCGGCGUAGGACCGAAGAAAAGGCGCCUCAACGCUACCUGAGCUGCAUGCAGCUGAGGUCCCCCUCCACCUCUGAGCGGCUCUGUGGACCCCAAGAGGGUAGCAUUGAGAAUGGGGGCGAUGCCAGCCCCAUGAGCUUGGGCAGCACAUGUAAAGAUGUUUCCCAGACUCCAGGAGCCGCGCCCUUACCCAUGUCUCCCCCACUGAUGCCUGCCUCCCCUCGUAUGGAGUGGAAGGUGAAGAUCCGCAGCGAUGGCUCACGUUAUGUGGCCAAACGGCCUGUUAGGGAUCGCCUCUUGAAGGCACGAGCCAUGAAGAUCAGAGAGGAGCGCAGCGGCAUGACGACGGAUGACGACGCAGUGAGUGAAAUGAAGAUGGGUCGAUACUGGAGCAAAGAGGAGCGCAAGCAGCAGCUGCAAAAGGCCAGAGAGCAGCGGCGGCGCAGGGAGUUCAUGAUGCAGAGCCGUCUUGACUGUUUGAGAGAGCGGGAGAAGGAUCAGGGGAGCGGCGGCGCAGGACAGCCAGGGUCGACGAACCAACAGGAGCCCAACUCCAUCCUGGAGCUGUGCCACCGCAGGAGCAUGAAGAAACGCAGUCGGAGGAUCAUGGACAACUGGAUCACCAUCCAGGAGCUGCUUGCCCACGGAGCCAGGUCUGCUGAUGGGAAGAAAGUGUACAACCCCCUGCUGUCCGUCACCACAGUCUGAGAGAAGACGGGGGUAAAACAGUGCCAAAGUGAUUGAACAACCUGCUCUGGUGCAAAACAACAGACGGUGACUCUGACUCUUCCUCAGUUUGUUUGGUUGAGUGGACCUGAAGCUUAACUCCUGAGCCUUUUUCAUAACACUUUGACAGAAACCCGUUCCACUUUCCCAGAUUUAAAGCCACAUCACAGCCAACGCGCAGGACACAAAUAGAACUGUUUGGGUUUAGCAAGUUGAACUGGAGCACACGUUAGCAUUUUCAGAAGCUGAGAUGCGUCACUACUAAUACUGCGAGCUGGCACCACCUGCUGUCGAGCCAUUAUGGAAGUGGUGCACAGGUAAUUUUUUUUUCUUUCAUUUUUCUGAGAAGCAGAAUGAAGGAAAAUUGAGAGUUGAAGGUAAGAACGAUGCAGCUGUGAAAAAAAAAGCCACUUCUGUGCCAUAAAACUGUUUCAAGUCCACAAAGGACUUUGCCUAAAGACAUUUUCAGAGGAGCAAAUUGUGCGAUUUUAUGUGAUUACUCAUUCUUGCUGUGUUGUUGUAAAAAUGCUCCUGCGGUUCGACAAAGUGACGGCAGCUGCGCCAUUGUGAGUCCAGACGCUUUUGAUAACAAGCAGCUGAGCGAUGCCUUCCAUUCAGACAGAUGUGAGUGUACAUAUACAAGCACAGGUUUUAAAGCGACACGCAGAAAAGCUGGAGCUACUGAUGGGGAAAGCACAGAAAGAAAAAGGCACAAAUAUGGCGUAAAAAGCACAGAAAUCAUGAUUUGAUUUCAUUUAAAGUGACACAACUGCUGUUUAAAAACACAAUCUUUGAUUGCUCUGUCUGCCGCUGGAAAAAUUCAACUUUUGAGAUCAGCACGCAGGAGUUUUCCAGCACUGAUCAUGAACAUUCAGCUUUAUUCUGCUGCGAUUUUCCCCACGAUGUUCCUGUCAGAUCCAACAGCCCCAUUCUAGUUCAAUCACUUUUCUUUUUUAACCUGUGCUUUCAGAACCUACUGCUGUAUUAUCAUUUUAUAAAAACCUCUUUAAUGACAAAAUACCUGCUGACAGUGGUGUGAAUAAUUCAUAAAGAUGAACAAAAGCUGGUUUUUCAUUUUGGCGUUCAUGCAUGUUUGAUAUUCCUGCAGAAAUACUUUUUUUUUUCUAUGUAUUUAAAAAGCCUUUAACAUGCUGUAACCGUUGUGUCUCACACUCUUGUGUCUUUCUAAUAACUUGUUUAAAUACUAGCAUAGACGAAACAUGGUGUACUUCUUCAGUGUUGUGGUGUCCCGUGUCUGCCAUUUCACAGUGAAAGCUUUUCUAAAUAAAUUCAGUGAACAAGAGAACCA
Messenger RNA from Xyrichtys novacula (pearly razorfish), 21707 nucleotides. NCBI's taxonomy places the organism in Eukaryota, Metazoa, Chordata, Actinopteri, Labriformes, Labridae. The record is from the annotation of a GenBank genome assembly.